This is a messenger RNA of Sesamum indicum (sesame), 1004 nucleotides long. Its product is annotated as CASP-like protein 1B2. Lineage: Eukaryota; Viridiplantae; Streptophyta; Magnoliopsida; Lamiales; Pedaliaceae. The record is from RefSeq and is a predicted model, not a curated record.
CAUCUUCCCAACAACUCAUACUAGUGACAUUCAAAUUAGCUAUUAGUUAGACGAACCAAAAGAAAAUCACACGUUUAAUGAACCGGUUUUUCGAUCUCCUCAAUUCUAUAUAUAUAAUGUCAGUAUCCAUCAACUUUCAUCUUCAUAGUUCUCCCCCUCUUUCAUUUAACAUCGGCCCUUAAUCCUCCUACCCCUGAUAAACCAAAACAAGCCUACAUCAAUGGCUUCAGAAAGAGGAGAGAAACAGGAAACCUGUCAUGGCAAAGUACCGUUAACUAGAUCAAAGCUGGAUUUGGUCCUUCUCUUGCUGAGAUUGCUUGCAUUUUUGGCAACACUAUCAGCUAUGGUUGUAAUGGCGCUUAACAAGCAAACGAAAACCAUAGUUGUUGCUACGAUUGGAACUGUCCCCAUAAGAGCCACUCUCACUGCCAAGUUUCAACACACUCCUGCUUUUGUGUUCUUUGUGAUUGCAAAUGGCAAUGCUAGCCUCCACAACUUGCUGAUGCUGGUAGUUGGGUUUAUGGGACCCAAGUGGAAUUUUAAGGGACUUGCUCACUUGGCAAUUCCAGUCUUGGACUUGAUGAACGUGGCUAUCGUUUCCGGCGGCGCAAGCGCGGCGGCGUUCAUGGGGCAGCUGGGCAGGGAUGGGAAUUCUCACGCGAGGUGGAACAAAAUCUGCGACAAAUUCGACAGCUUCUGCGACCAAGGUGGGGGCGCCAUGAUUGCUUCCUUCGUCGGGCUAAUGCUGAUGACCGUUAUCUGCUCUGUUUCCAUAAUCAGGCUUCGCAAUCAUAAUGGCAACAAGAUCAUCCUAGACUCUUCUGUUGUUGUUCCUUGAUAUAAUUGUCAUGUUUCUAGCCAGUUGCUCCGCUUGAUGCCUUGUCUUUGAUGUCAAACAUGUACUGUGAUUGUGAAGUUUCUGAAUGAUAUUACUGAAAAGCUGCAAUUCUUAAAUCGUUGUUUUAUUUUGUGAUGUAAAUGUAAUCGCACUUGGUUAUAGUAAA